Molecule: messenger RNA, 8953 nt
Organism: Acanthochromis polyacanthus (spiny chromis)
Lineage: Eukaryota; Metazoa; Chordata; Actinopteri; Pomacentridae
Product: ATP-binding cassette sub-family D member 2-like
Exons: 10
Coding region: 420-2633 (737 amino acids)
Biological process (GO): peroxisome organization; fatty acid beta-oxidation; long-chain fatty acid import into peroxisome
Cellular component (GO): peroxisomal membrane
Molecular function (GO): ABC-type transporter activity; long-chain fatty acid transmembrane transporter activity; ATP hydrolysis activity
Source: RefSeq, a predicted model, not a curated record
UUUUAAGUAGAGCGAAUACAGUAACGGCUGAUUUGUUUACGUCGUGACGUAGCGAAUCACGUUCAACCGGGGGCGCGACCAAUGAGGAACGCCACUGCACGUAAAUAAAUGACGUCAAGGUAACGGAAACAAGUGCGGAGUGACAGGAAGCUGGCUUUACAAAAUAAAUCUCCAAUUCUUGUAAUCGAUAUGGCGGAACUUUGUUUUGAUAUCAAAAAGAGGGAAGUGGAGUGAUCUUAGUUUAUCGUGCUUGACGCUGGCGCUAAAAACAGUAGGAUGUAGCGGUACAUGUAUCGGGCUUCGCUCCACAUCAAUCCGGCCAUCAGGAGUCCCUCUCUGGUUUUAUGUCGACGCGGUGAGCCGGGUCUGGGGGAUGGGUGUUGGGAGGACCGUCAGCAGAGACGACUAACGUUUGAAAAAUGUCCAACAUCCUCGAUGCGGCGUCCAAAGUAAAAUGGGACCGCACGGCUGCUGCGAAGCGAGCCGUGUUUCUUGCGGCUGCCGCGUACGGUGUCAAAACACUGUACCCCAUCAUCUGCAAGCAGCUCUGCAGAAACACAGAUCCGAGGAGCAGCCAACGGGCAUCCAAGGCGGAGAACGGCUCCACAUGCUCGGGGAAAGGUCCUGCAGAUACCGCGGUGCACAAGAAGACAUCCCCGGGUGUGAACGCAGAAUUUUUUAAGCAGAUCCUGGAACUUGGUAAAAUCCUCUUCCCCAGGCUCGUCUCCAAAGAGCUCGGUUUGCUCUCCUUGCACUCGGUGGCGCUGAUAUCCAGGACGUUUCUGUCUAUUUACGUGGCCAGCUUGGACGGGAAGAUUGUGAAGACGAUCGUGGAGAAGGAGCCCAAACGCUUCAUCCUCCAGCUGAUCAAAUGGCUCCUCAUUGCCAUCCCGGCUACGUUCGUCAACAGCGCCAUCCGGUACCUGGAGUGCAAGCUGGCUCUGGCCUUCCGCACCCGGCUGGUGAACCACGCGUACCGGACAUACUUCACCGACCAGACCUACUACAAAGUCAGCAACAUGGACGGGAGGCUGGCCAACCCGGACCAGUCCCUCACCGAGGAUGUGAUGAUGUUUUCCCAGUCGGUGGCCCAUCUCUACUCCAACCUCACCAAGCCCAUCCUGGACGUGAUGCUCACCUCCUACACGCUGAUCCAGACCGCCAGAUCCCGGGGAGCCAACGCCACCGGGCCGACCCUGCUGGCCGGACUGGUGGUGUUUGCCACGGCGAAGGUCCUCCGAGCAUGCUCGCCGAAAUUUGGGAAACUAGUGGCCGAGGAGGCUCAUAGGAAGGGCUACCUGCGCUAUGUGCACUCCAGGAUCAUUGCUAAUGCCGAGGAAAUAGCUUUCUACAGAGGACACAAGGUGGAGAUGUGUCAGCUGCAGAAGUGCUACCGAGCCCUGGCGGAGCAGAUGAACCUGAUUCUGUCCAAGCGUCUCUGGUACAUCAUGAUCGAGCAGUUCCUGAUGAAGUACGUGUGGAGCGGCAGUGGCCUCGUCAUGGUCGCCGUGCCCAUCAUCACAGCCACCGGCUUCGCUGACAACGAAACAGCAGACGGACAGACGCAGGUGAUGGUGAGCGAGAGGACGGAGGCGUUCACGACCGCCCGGAACCUACUGGCCUCCGGAGCCGAUGCCAUCGAGAGGAUCAUGUCGUCCUACAAAGAGGUCACAGAGCUGGCAGGCUACACAGCAAGAGUCCACAACAUGUUUGUGGUGUUCGAGGACGUCCAGAAGGGUGUUUACAAGCGUUCGUCGCUGUCAGCCAUUACAGGAACAGAGAAGAAGAGCAAGCCUGGGAUGCACAUAGAUGGACCACUGGAGAUCAAGGGUGAAGUUAUCGAUGUAGACAAGGGCAUCGUGUGCGAGAACGUCCCAAUAAUCACACCCAAUGGAGACGUAGUAGUUUCUUGCUUGAACUUUAAGGUGGAAGAGGGCAUGCACCUCCUGAUCACAGGGCCUAAUGGAUGCGGAAAGAGCUCUUUAUUCAGGAUCCUCAGCGGCUUGUGGCCCGUCUACGGCGGCCGGCUGCACAAACCUUCUCCUCAGCACAUGUUCUACAUCCCUCAGAGGCCAUACAUGUCUAUGGGGUCGCUGCGGGACCAGGUCAUCUACCCAGACUCGGUGGAGGACAUGGCAGCCAGAGGAAUGAGUGACAAGGACCUGGAGGCCAUUUUGGACAUAGUCAAUCUGAAUCAAAUUGUCACCAGAGAAGGAGGCUGGGAUGCUGAGCUGGAUUGGAAGGAUGUGCUGUCAGGAGGCGAGAAGCAGAGGAUGGGCAUGGCUCGUAUGUUCUACCACAAGCCUAAAUAUGCUCUGCUGGAUGAGUGCACCAGCGCUGUGAGCAUUGACGUGGAGGGAAAGAUUUUCCAGGCUGCCAAGGAUGCCGGCAUCUCCCUGCUCUCCAUCACGCACCGACCCUCUCUGUGGAAGUACCACACCCACCUGCUGCAGUUUGACGGCGAGGGAGGCUGGCGCUUCGAGCAGCUGGACACGGCGACACGACUUUCCCUGACCGAGGAGAAGCAGCGUCUGGAGGCCCAGCUGGCCGGCAUUCCUGAGAUGCAGCAUCGCCUCAACGAGCUCUGCAAGAUCCUGGGAGACGACUCGGUCCUCAGAACAGCUGAGGAGUGAGACGGGAGGGAAAAGAAGGAGGCCCAGAAGAGGGAAAUGAAGAGAAGAAGUGAGGGGAGGAGAAGACGACGAAGAGAGUGUGAGAGAGGCAAUGAAAGAAAAAGAAAUGUGGAGGUGGUUUGUUAGCAUUGUUUUCUAGCUUUUUUUCUUUUUUUUUUGCCUGUUUAGAUUUUUUUCUUUUUGCUCCGAGCCUCUUGUCAAAGCUCUCAAUGCCUGCUAGUCUUUGAGCUCUCUCCUUUCUCUUUAUUCUUUCCUUCGUCUGGGGAAGUGGAGGGGGGAGAACGAAGUGCAUUCAGAAGCGUUCCUCCCCCUCAUAACGCACACCGACUGCAUAUUCAGAUUUUAAAAUGUGUUGCUUUUAGCAGACGUAAUUGGCGCAAUCAAUCCUGCCAUCGUUCCAAGUGGCAAGACUGAUGAAUUCAAAUAACCGAGAUAAUGAAUUUGUUUGUGAUAAGGCAGUUUUAGAGCACUUUACUCGCUUUUAGAGGGCUGUUUCUGCUUGUUGUGGUGAAGUACGGCAAUAUCUGCGUUUAGCUGGAAAUCUUUUCUUUUUUUUUGUUAAUGUAGAACCACUAUCCUGUCCAAAGCAGUAUUCCAGACCCGGUACACUGGGCUCUGCAGGAUCCACGUUUGUUUUUACCUCCAUAAUUUAGCAGUAGAUUUUUACUGAACCUAUUGCAGGCUCUUUGUUUUCAGGAGGUCAGAAGAGAAUAUUUUUCAUAAUGUCAAAAUAUGCCUUUGUUUAGUUUGUGUGUAAAUAGUCACAGUACAAUCCAUUUUCCUUAAACCUCAUCUUGUUAUUGCAGAGCUACUGAUGCAGACUCAGUUUGGUCUAUUAUUAGAACGAUUAGUGACGCAGGUCUGACUCCUAAACUAUAGGUUUCUGGUUAAUUGAACAAAUACAAAGAGCUGAAGAGGUCCUCUUCAAGGGCGAGCUGACGCUGGUAGUCCAGUCUGUCAGCGAACAGUCACAUAUAUGUACUGGUCAGGUAGCCGUUCAGACAACAUAACUGUCACAUACACGUGCACAAACUAGACACCUGUAUUGACACAAAACAGUCGCGUUUCUCCUCCGUCAGCAGUGCCGCUGUGCCCUGGAGGUUGUUUUGAGUCAUGUUUGGAUGCAUAGCGGUUCUGGACAGUGAGUUGACAUGCUUAGUUUUCAGUGCGGUGAAGUGUGUGUUUACAUGCACUGAACUAUUCCACAUUAUUUUCCACAUUUUGUUAUGUUACAGUACUGUAUGUGGAGACUUGGAACCUAAUUAGCUUCACUGUAGAGGGCGUGUACAUCCAUCAGUCACAACAUUAAAACCGCCUAUUUACGUUUGCGUAGGUCGCUGUUGUGCCUCCAAACCAGUUCUGAGCUGUCGGGUCUCUGUGGACUGGGCUUGUUUGGGGCUUGGUCAGAUUGGAUCUGCUGAAUGUAGAGGCUAAGUCAACACCUGUAGCUCUUGGUUGUGUUCCUCGAGCAGCUUUUGUGGUGUUGCAGGUGCAUUGUCCUGCUGGGGGUAGGUUUGGUCUGCAACAAUGGCUGCAUUCAUAAUCACAUGCUUUGUCUCGUUGCUUUAAAGUAAUAAAGAAAAUGUGCAAUAGCUGACAUGACAAAGAGUACAUACAGCAGGGAUGUCAAACUCAUUCCACAAAGGGCCGGUGUGGCUGCAGGUUUUUGUUCCAACUAAGCAGCAUCACACCAGACCUGACUGAUUUAAUCAAAUGAUCUCAGUCUCCAGACAGGUCAUUGGUCAGACUGUGUGCUCUAGGCUACAGCAUUUAGUUCCAACAUAUCUACAGCACACAGUCUGACCAAUCACCUGUCUGGAGACUGAGAUCUGUUGAUUAAAUGAGUCAGGUCUGGUGUGAUGCUGCUUAGUUGGAACAAAAACCUGCAGCCACACCGGCCCUUUGUGGAAUGAGUUUGACAUCCCUGACAUACAGUUUGCAUACAAAUAGGACAUGUUAUUUCAUCGUAAUAUUGCGCUUUGCUCAAUAUCCAUUGUGAACUGUAGUGCGAAAUGAGCAAAAUGAGUCAUCUGUCUGUCUUUGGUCUCUCAGCUACUCUAAGUUGUUCUUACUUCACAUAUGAGAUGUAACUGCACAGAUGAUUGUGGGUCAGAAUGUCAAGAAAAGCAAAAUUCUGUUAAGUUUGACCAAAUGCGGUAGGACAUCUGAUUAUUUUUACCAAGUACAUUUGACAUACUACAUCAUCUGGCAUACUAUGUAGUAUGAUUGUGUGAAUGUGGAUGGCAAAGCAACAUCUGCAUGAAGAAGCCUUUAUUUGUCGCAAAUACAUUUUACAGCAACAUGAAAUGUUGUUUUCACAUGUCCCAGUUGUGGUCAGAUUGCAGGGUCAGCCAUGGUGCAGCAUCCCUUGAGCAGGAAGGGUUAAGGACCUUGCUCAAGGGCCCAACAGUAGCAGCAUUGGGAUUUGAUCCUCUGACCUUCUAAACAGUAGCCCAGAGACUUAACCAUUAUGCCUGGAGCCAAGUGUCCCCAACAGAGCAUGCAUAUAUUCAGUUUUAUUUAUGCUACCUGUAAAUGUUGUGGCUGAUCAGUGUAUACACUAGUAGAAAGGUUCUAAGUAUAGACUGUAUAUAGAAGAUGUACAUAGCAACCAUGACAGCAUCUAUUGGUUUCUGCAUCAGGGUCUUGGUCUUUUAAAACCAGAUGUAACAAAUGAGCAGUAGAUCUCACCGAAGAACCCAAGAACAUUACCUUUAGUGAUUCAGAAACAAUCUGCUAAUUACAAGGUAGCCCUCCUCUAAAACAUACCUUAGUUUGCCACCUUUUUUAAACAAAAUCGGUGUGGAAUUAUAAAAAUGAACACCAUGCUGUGAUCAAAAAGUCUUGAAAUUAGUGAUCGGACCCAUUAGCUCAUUAGAUGAAUGUUUACAGAGGUAACAAAUCAAGCAAGCAGUAGGCUGGCUUCUCAUAGACUUCUAUCCAAUCUGACUUUUCUCCAACUAGGGCAGCCGCCCCCUGGUGGCUGUUAAAAACAAUGCAGUUUUAAGGUACUUCCACAUUGACUUCACUUACCAGAAACUGAGGCUAUGUCCAUCUUUUACGUACAGUCUGUGGUUGUGAGUGAGUGAUAAACUGCAGACUGUGGAGCUGAAUUGAUAAUAUUUAGCUGCUGUCAAAGCAAGAUUGUCGCUGAUAACGAAGACCAGAAGUUGUGAUACUGUGAAACUAGUGGUUUGUUACCUUUCCAUCACUUUCUUCUGAUCAAACAGUCAUACAUGCUGUAGUUGAGGCUGCUAAAGAUACUUUUAUAGGUCUUUCUUGUGGUUCAAACCUGUGGACAUGCUCACUGUGUCAGGAAUAGUAUACUUGUACUAAGAUUUAAAGGAAAGAGGUUUUUGUAGGAGUUGCUCAGAUGCUGCGACAAACAGAGAAAGCACAGCACUUCUCUAUGAAAUACUGCACUCAAAGCCCAAUCAGUGUCACUUCCAAGCUUAAGUGACGAGCACAGCAUAAUAACAAUAACAAUGAAUCAUCUCACUGAUUGUAACACCACUAUUUUGUUAGAAAACCUCUGUUUCUUAACACACCACCGCGUCGAAUGGACAAUCAGGCAAAUCAUCAGCAGAAUAGAAACAAAUGCAGUACUUCAAACUACACUUGGACUUGUUAUAAUCCUCAGAGAAAAGGCUAAACAAGCUCUGAUCUGAGUUAUGUAAGUACACAGGCAUUAUCUGAUCUGCUGGGGCACUUCUAAUGCAUGUUGCUGUGUCUGCAUGUCAAAGGUUAAUGGCUCCCCUGUUAGCCUGAGCUCUGAUUGCGUCCAAGAUGUAUCGGAUGCAACGUCUUUGCUCCACUGCAGCAUUUAAAGCGUGAAACCUCCCCUCAUGGCUUUUAGCGGACAGUCGAAGAAAAGGACUUCAGAGCAUUUGGAUGCAGCCCUGCUCUGCUCAGGACGACGGCUGCUAGGUUACUUAAGGACAAACUUUUAUCCCCCGAAAUGUGACUCGAGAACAAAAACGGCUGCUUCAGUUUUGAAAUGUCAGUGCAUUCCAUUAAAAUGUAAAGGAAUAAAUAGCUGGUGUGCUCUUGUGAAAUAAUCGGAAUAAUCGGACGGCAAAAGGAAGUUACCACGCUUUCAUUUGGUGUGCAAGAGAGCAUGGUGGGCAUUACUGCAGGCCUUUAUGACAGCAUCAUGCACUGGAGUCAAACAUAUGAUCUUGUCAGGCCGACUCUGUUGACAGGAGGGCAGACGAGCCGCCGAAUGACGCAGAGUCUGCCAAGUGACACGAGGCCAACUCUAAACAGUGCCUCAUAUUCAUGGGCAUGACGACAGCUUUGGUUAAUAGGGCAGAAAAACAUUAUUUCAUCUUGAGAGGAUGGGAUAAGAAAUGAUGAGGUGCCCUUUUAUUUGAGUGAGAUUGUGCUCCUGAUUCUGUUUUAUGAAUGUUCUUGUUUUCAGAGUUUGUAUACUUCAGUAUCCUCUAAUUCUGCAAAAAGACAGAUAUUAGCUGAAGCUAAACCCAACACCGCUGCAGUUAAAGAGCCCAUAUUUAGCCUUUUUGAGGAUUUUUUCCCCUUCCCUGUAGUUUGUCAUACCUGUCUAUGUAUGGAAAAAGGUCUGCAAACUUAUGAAGCAGAAUUAUUCUCUUACCUGCCAGAGAUGCUCAUAUGAAGUCCAGGCUUUUCUUCACACGUCUGCAUAAGAGCAUGACAGGAUAUUUGGGCUUGAUGCCGAUUUCACCAAGUAAAUAAGGAAUUUACAUUGACCAGUUUUACACAUAUAUGCACAGUAUGUAUACAUAAACUCGUAUUUUUUGUGUAUAAAUAAGAAGAAGUUUGGACAUUGACUGAAAUAUGUCUCCAAGCUGGAACCAGACUAGUUUAAAAUUGCAUAUUGUAUUCUAUAAUCUAUUUUAAAUAGCCCAAUAUUCAAUAAUGAUGAAUUUUUGUUCAUGUUUAAGUAUGUCAAAUAUAGCAUAGGUUAUGUGCAUGGCAAAACAUCUUCUAUCAACUGCAGUUUUUUUGGGUGUUUUUUUUAGCUAGCUAGGAAGCUAAUACUAGAUUUGCUCCUAUUAUUGUAGUAGAAUUAACUCCAAUCAGUUCAUGGUUUGAAUAAUAUUACAAACCAGGAGCUAAAACAAAGCAUUUCUGACAGAAAGUGAAACAAGGUGCUGCAGCAGUGUACAGUAUAAGGAAAAAAAACAUUUUUUGAACAUUAAAGCCUGUAAACAUAUUCUAGUAGACCCCAAAAUGGAAAUGUGAUUCCAUAAAUGAGUACAAUGUGGGCUCUUUAACUUGUCAAAGUCACAGCAAACUGGUGAGUAGAGGUAUACAUUGAUGGAUUACUACAUAUGAAAGAAAGGGAGGAGAAGGAAUAUUAGCAUCUGUAUCUGCCGGAUGCAUAAAAAGCCUCUGUUUACUGUCUGAAAAGGUGAUAAAUGGUUGCUUUUGUGUGUGCAGUUUGUUUCUGCUGCCCCCAAGUGGCCAAAAAUGCGUACUGUCAGUUAAAUAUUCCCUGACUUUAGCCACCUUCUUUCAUAUACCGCUUUUAAUCUGCAUUUUCAUGGUGAUUUGGCUUCUACAGUGGCACCUCAUCAGUUCUUAUAACAACAGGACACAAGGAAGUCUCCUAUUCUUACUGUCAAAACUUUGAUAGUGAAGCUUUCUCAUUCUAUCACCCCAAUUGUAAGAAAACAGGUUGAAUGUAUCCCUCAAAGCAAACUCUAAGGUCAGAGAGAAUACCUGUGGUCAGGUCGUAGAAGCUUCUUUUAUUUAUUUAUUUUUGAUUACUAAAUAGAUCAUUUCAUAAUUGUGUUGAUAGUGCAUGUUACAGUAUUUUAUUAGAGCCACAAUGUGGUGUAACACUUUAGAUUUGCUGUACAUGUGGUGUGUGAACUGGGAUUAUGGCGAAGAAAGAUGCUUCUCAGGCUGAAAUUCCACAUUAUUCCAGCGGUGCAGGACAGUCAAAUCGAUAUUUAAGUCAUCUCAUCUGGUAUCCAACUUUAAGGAUGUUACUGCAGUUUUUAAGGUGUUGAUAAGACUGUGAUGUACCACAGACCAGCAUGCAUUGAUUCUCCCUUAAAGCCAUGGAUUACUGCAGUUACUUCAUAAUUACUUUAAAGAGAGCUCUGUUUUAAAAUCCAAACUCCCGUUCAUGUAACCAUUUUAUAUUUUGAAUUCCUCUAACAUCAACCUAGACCUUCUUUAUUGGGAUCUCUUAGUGUCAUGUGUAGAAGUCUGUAUUCUUUAACCUCAACUUUAAUGUCAUCUGCUCAGAAAUCCCAGCUAAGGUCACUUUAUGACAAAAGAUGAAGAUGUAUUUUCUUGUAAAUAAAGCGAUACAGUGCGACCUCAAAAAA